Rana temporaria (common frog) is the source of this 1891-nucleotide messenger RNA. RefSeq names its product ectonucleotide pyrophosphatase/phosphodiesterase 7 (gene ENPP7). The transcript has 5 exons. The coding region runs from base 158 to 1891 and encodes 577 amino acids. NCBI's taxonomy places the organism in Eukaryota, Metazoa, Chordata, Amphibia, Anura, Ranidae. The record is from RefSeq and is a predicted model, not a curated record.
UCCUUCACUAUGCGGUAGAGCUAGGGUGAGUUGUGUUGCUAAGAUUUAACUAUCUUAAGUGAGCUUUGGCCUGAUAAGCAACUGAUAAGUCACGGACAUACACAUUUUUCAGUUACAGCAGAUCUUAGCUAUAACUGCGCACCAUCUAUAUACCACCAUGAAAUAUAAUUAUUUUGUUGUUCUUUUUUUAUUUCUUUUCACAAUUAUCUUUUGCAAGCCAAUUUUUAGAAAUGGAAAGGAAACACACAACAAGCUUCUUGUCAUAUCCUUUGAUGGAUUUCGUUGGAAUUAUGACCAAGAUGUUGACACUCCACUACUGGAUUACCUGGCUGAAAUAGGUGUGAAAGCAAAACACAUGACCCCACCAUUUGUAACAAUGACAUCUCCAUCUCAUUUUACUACAAUCACUGGACGCUGGAUGGAAGAUCACGGUGUCACCCAUAAUUUGAUGCAUAAUCCUGAUACUCUUCAGAAGAUUUCCUUUAAGAAAACACAAAACAUGUCUGAAUGGUGGGAUAAUGGGGUAUUGCCUUUGUGGAUUACUGCACAAAAUCAGGGGUUAAGAGCAGGCUCCCUUCAUUUUCCAGGAGGAAAUGCUAAUUACAGUGGGAAAACGGUGUAUAAAGCUUUGGCAGAGUUGGAAGACCAUCCUGACAGUGACGAGCAGGAAUGGAGAGAUAACAUAGAUAUAGUUAUGAAAUGGUUCACUGAUGAUGGUCUUGACUUUGUAACCCUCUACUAUGGAGAGCCUGACAAAACAGGCCACUUAUGGGGUCCAGAAACUGAGCAGAGGAAAACAAUAAUAAAGCAAAUAGAUCGAACCAUUGGUUAUCUCCUAAAUUCCAUUGAGAACAACAACUUAAAAAGUAAAUUAAAUGUAAUUAUUACAUCUGACCAUGGCAUGACAACCAUCAAGAAAGAACCUAAUGUAACAGAAGAGAUUUUACUGUCCAAGUACAUUACUUUUAAAGACCUUGUGCAGUUUGACUUAUUGGAUUAUGGUGGCUUUGGUAUGAUUUUACCAAAAGAAGGACGGGAAGAAGAAGUGUAUCAAAAACUUAAAGGUGCACAUCCUCAUUUAAACGUAUAUAGGAAGCAGGAAUUCCCAGAACGCUUCCAUUUUUCCACACACAACCGUAUAUUGCCAAUUCUGCUUUAUGGAGAUCUCGGCUACAGUGUGAAUAGUAGAGUGAUUUUUUAUGUUAACAAAGGAGAUCAUGGAUUUGACAACAAAGAAAUGGAUAUGCAAAUGAUAUUCCGAGCAUUUGGUCCAGAUUUCAAGAAAAAUUACACUUCUGAACCAUUUGAAAGCAUACAUAUAUACCCUCUGAUGUGUAAACUUCUGGGUAUUAGUCCUGAACCCCACAAUGGGUCCCUCACAAUUACGCAAGAUUUGCUUGCAAUUUCAAAUGACUUUGAAGACCAGCCUAAAGACCAGAAAUGGCGCGUCUGCACAGUGAGUGUUCCUGAGGGGGAUGUCGCUGUUAUUUCAACCAAAGAGCCGUCAGCAGACAUCGCCACUGCUAUUACCUCCACUGUAUCUAUCUCCGCUCCACCUGUCCAAAGGAAGGUGGGAUAUGUGAAGGCCUCCCGCAGCCGUGGUCGAGGUCUGGCCAGAGGUACCAGUUCAUUUGGGUCAGAAAAAGUGUCUACUAAAGCUUUGGUGAGCAAGUCCCCAGCUUCAUGUGUGCCCCCUGGACAGGGAAAUACCAGAACUUUGCCACGGCUUGCCCGGUUACAAAGAUUACUCAAUAAAAGGGUAGCCACUGAAUAUGGUUUGGAGUUUCCUUAUGUUCCUAAGGAGAUCAUGCAGGAGAUUGAGUCCAGCAGAGAAAAUUGGUACAGUGAAGCUGUUUGGGACUACUUAUCCGUACCAAAACCUUUCCAGUGA